GGCGCUUUUGCAUCGUCCUCCUCGCUCCUUCCAUUAAUGCCUCCCAUUUCUGUCCCGAUUCAUAUCCCCUAUUCUUCUACUUUUGUUCUUCCUCUUCCUCUUCAUCUUCUAGGGUUUCUCUCACUGAGGAGGUCGCAGUCGCCGCCAUGGAGAGGAAGAAGUAUCCGAUCCGCCCGGAGGACUACGAGCUCUACGAGUUGAUUGGACAGGGGGCAAGCGCCGUCGUGCGCCGGGCUCUCUGUAUCCCUCUGAACGAGAUCGUCGCUAUCAAGAUUCUCGACUUUGAGCGCCAAGGAAGCGAUCUGAGCAACAUCUCGAGGGAGGCUCAGACCAUGAUUUUGAUAGACCAUCCCAACGUGCUCAACGCUCACUGCUCCUUCGUGAAGGUUCACACCUUGUGGGUCGUUAUGCCGUACAUGGCAGGGGGUUCUUGUCUCCAUAUCAUGAAGUCAGCAUUUCCAAAUGGCUUCGAGGAAUUGAUCAUUGCGACGAUUUUGAAGGAAGCGCUGAAGGGUUUGGAUUAUCUUCAUCAUCAUGGUCAUAUCCACCGUGAUGUGAAAGCUGGCAACAUCCUAGUUGAUGCAAAAGGUGGAGUUAAACUUGGAGAUUUUGGGGUUUCUGCUUGCCUUUUCGAUUCAGGUGAUAGACAACGCUCAAGAAAUACUUUUGUUGGGACUCCUUGCUGGAUGGCACCUGAGGUGAUGGAACAGUUGCAUGGCUAUGAUUUCAAGGCAGACAUAUGGUCUUUUGGGAUAACUGCUUUGGAACUUGCUCAUGGACAUGCUCCUUUCUCAAAAUACCCUCCAAUGAAGGUCUUAUUGAUGACUUUGCAAAAUGCACCUCCAGGCCUUGACUAUGAAAGGGACAAGAAAUUUUCAAGGAAUUUCAAGCAUAUGAUUGCAUCCUGCUUGGUUAAAGAUCCUUCGAAGAGGCCUACUGCUCAUAAAUUGUUAAAACACACAUUCUUCAAGCAAGCUCGAUCAAAUGAUUAUAUUGCGCGGAAAAUUUUGGAAGGCUUGGCUGCACUUGGUGAUCGAUACCAAGCUCUAAAGGAGAAGGAAGAAGACUUACUUGCACAAAAGAAAAUGCCAGAUGGAAAGAAAGAGGAGAUCUCACAAAAUGAAUAUAAAAGAGGAAUCAGUGGGUGGAACUUUGAUAUCGAUGACUUGAAGGCCCAAGCAUCAUUGAUUCCUUGCAAUGAGGAUGCAGGAAAAGAUCAAGGAGUCUCAAAUUCCUUUUUUGAGUGCGACAGUUCACAUGAGAAAAUGUCAGAUAGGUCAUAUUCCACAAUUUGUUCAUUGAAGGAACAUGAUGACAUUGAAAGUGAUGGGUCCCAAAACAAAUCUUCUUCACCUUUACUGCCAGAUGAAACAUCAACUUCUCAGAGAAACCGAUCUGAUGGAUCUGAUAAUGAGUUGAAGAAUAUGGGGGCAAGUGAUCAGCAGGUUGUAAUGCAGCUCCAGAGGAAUGAGAUGGAUAAUCUCACUAAAAAUUGUGAAAAAGGAUUAGAUGGACGGUCUGCACUUGGCGGGAGCGAAAAGAAGGUUUCAACCGCUUUAGAAAUUGAGGAAAAAUAUGUGAAUAGUUUUACUUCUAGUUCAGAGGAGCCAAAAAUUUUUAGGAAUAGCUCCAGUGAAGUUCCUUCAUUUUCCAAAGGAGAAAGCUUGAAGCAACAAAAUCAACAGCAGAACAACAUAAAUCCGAAUGGAGAGGUUCCCCAGACAACAAAUGAAUCACCCUCUGAGCUUGCGUCAAAAAUCUCCAAACCAAUGGCUCCAAGCGGUGAUGACAUUGAUGACAAGACAAAGACUCCUAUUGUUCAACAAAAAGGGCGCUUCAAGGUGACCUCUGAAAGCAUUGAUUUUGAUAAGCCUUCUGCCAUUGGCCUACAAAAGAGUCAUAGCGUACAGGUGAUUUCUCAGCUUCAAUCGCCGAAUCUUUCACCAUCAGCUGAUUCAACUCCAAGCUACGCAAGCUCAUUCAUUCAACAGUUGCAGUUUGUAUUGCAGAGCAAUAUUGUUCAGAGGGAUCACAUUCUUAGUAUGAUGAAGCAGUUGAGUACUGGAGAUACAUCAGCUAACCGGCUAGUUGAUGGAGUAUCGUCACUUUCACCUACUACAACAUCUGACAAAUCGUUGUUGGAGACUGCGCAUGAAAGAGAGAAAGAACUGCUACAGGAAAUCAGUGAGCUACAUUGGAGGCUUGCAUGCUCACAGGAAGAAGUGCAUAAGCUAAAAGCAAGAACCAGCAAUAUGUAGCAAUGUUGCUUUGUGGAGCUCCAGAUAACAGAAGCCUUUAGACCAUCAAAUAGAGAGUUUAACAAAAUUAAUAUGCGUUUAAAGGUUCUUCUCUCAAUAGUAUAUUCAUUUGAUAAUACGAGUCAAUCAACAUAAUGUUUGUUCUUUGUCUAGCUGCUACAUCCCAAACAUUUAGGUUUGAUUGAU
Messenger RNA from Phalaenopsis equestris, 2444 nucleotides. RefSeq names its product serine/threonine-protein kinase BLUS1. Bases 147 to 2258 code for a protein of 703 amino acids. Gene Ontology annotation, molecular function: ATP binding; protein kinase activity; protein serine/threonine kinase activator activity. Gene Ontology annotation, biological process: protein phosphorylation. The transcript has 21 exons. NCBI's taxonomy places the organism in Eukaryota, Viridiplantae, Streptophyta, Magnoliopsida, Asparagales, Orchidaceae. The record is from RefSeq and is a predicted model, not a curated record.